Sclerotinia trifoliorum is the source of this 1437-nucleotide messenger RNA. Lineage: Eukaryota; Fungi; Ascomycota; Leotiomycetes; Helotiales; Sclerotiniaceae. The record is from the annotation of a GenBank genome assembly.
UCUCAAGUGAGACGUUUCUAUCCUUUAAUCUGGAAUGACCCACACAUUAAUUCAAGGCCGCCAUGCCUUGUUGUCCAGGACUCCCGGGCUGCUGACAAGUUGUCAAUGGACACUCGGAGGCCAGCUGAAAGUACAUUAUUCAAGCUCUUCCCUGAUCUUUGUACGCAGGUUUGUAAUCUUUUUAUAUCACGAAUUUUUUAUGACGAUGAGACCGGGCACAUUUCUCUUGGGCAAACGAAUGGCAAUGGAAUUCUCUAUCCUUAAUAUUAUUUUCAACAUCUAUAUACUCUACGCUCUACCGGUUCGCGCUCAAACUGGCGUAUCAUCGGCCGUAUGGGUCGUACCAGACGGUGACACCGCGGACCUUUCUAAAACAUACACGGAGGGUAUAACUCUUCAGGUUACUUGGAACCCAGUCCCGGAGGGAUAUAAAUUUAACACACUAUCCAAUCUGUGGGUUACGACAUGGGAUUACCAGAACACACAAUUCAGUCAACUGCUCACAGGUAUGAAUAUUCACCGUUGACUGCACUCCCCCCAUUUUCACGUCUUAGUAUUCAAUUUUACACUCUGUACAUUUCCUGAUGAUUCUGAAUCCUUUAGAGAAUGUGAACACAAACAACAGUGGUACAUAUGACUGGACCAUUACAAUCCCGACGAAAAUUUUGAGCAAGGACGCAAAAUAUGUCCUCCGGUUUAAGGAUCUCAGCUCUGUGUAUAACGCGAGCUCCCAAGAGGUCUCCAGCACUGGAUUCUUGGUUAUUGAUGGAGGAUCUUCAUCGUCUUCGACAACCUCUUCUGGCCAAACAUCUUCGACAAUCUCUUCUAGUCAAACUUCUUCGUCUGCUUCAAGCACAAGUUCCGCUAGUACUGUAGCAACAUCACCGGUAACAUCGAGUGCGGGAAUCGCUACGCCAUCGGCGACGUCCUCGUCCACACCCACCUCUGAGGACAAUGACAACGGCCUGAGUGGAGGUGCAAAAGCCGGUAUUGCUGUUGGUAUAGUGGUUGCAGCUUUGUUGAUUGCCGGAUUAGCGUUUUACAUUUUCAGGCGGAGGCGCAAUGCCAAAAGUACUUCUACCAGACCUCCGACCGACCUCCUCACAGAACCUUCAGUAUAUUAUGAUCCGCCGAAGCAAUACUUUACCGGAAACACAACCAACGUAGUAGCUGAGAUUGGUGGCCGUGAAAGAGUUGAAUUGCAAGGCAGCUAGGAAAGUUUUUGGGAGACCCAGUGUGUAAAGGAAAUGUAUGGAAUGCUGUUUAUGAGUUCAAUGAUCGAUUCCAACAUCGUUAUAUGAAGGGAAAAGCGGAAGACUAUGGCAUUGUAGUCUUUUGGAGUGAUUGACGAAGCUUUUUACUUGCCUGGUUCAAUCGCAGUUUAUGUAUCUAAUACUUAUUCUUAAUUAAUACGUGAAGAUUUUCUUCUCUUACCGC